UUCAUAUUGAUCAUACAUGAUAUAAGCACAUGCUUUACAAUAUCAUUGGUGACAGUUUUACAAUAACAUUCUCUCGAAACAAUUUCAGCUGAUCCAUACAAAAUAAGUCUUGCAAUAUCAGUUAACUGGUCAUUCUUCCCUGCGGCUAGCAUCCAGAGAUAGUGUUCAUUACUGGAACUUAUACUGACAUAUGUUGACAGACUAAUAAAUAAUAAAUAAACUUGAAUAUGCUGAAGAAGUUCCCAUUUGAUGAUGGAGUUCUUCGUGGUCUUGUCAUCCUUGAUCCUGGGAGGCGAGCUGACACUGAUUACUCAAGCAUUGUCAGCCUUGCCAACAAGUUCUGCCCCAAUGUGAACCUAGAGGAACUGAAGGAAGAGUAUGAGGACUACCAGCUGCUGGAGGACUGCCACAUUCCCCUUCAAGAUGAAUCUGGGAGCAGAAAGGCCAUCGACAAAGUUUGGAGCAACAUUCUUCAAAUGAAACCCCCCAUGGGACAAGUGAGAUUUCCUGUAUUGAGGAAAGUCAUGCAUGCCCUGCUUUGUCUUCCUCACAGUAAUGCUGACUGUGAAAGGGUGUUCAGUCAGGUGAGGAAGAUACACACAGACUGCAGGAAGAACCUGAACAGCGACACCCUGACUGCCCUUCUUCAGUGCAAGUUGAACUCAGAUGCCUGUUGUGACAUUCAGCCUUCAGGCCCGCAAGUUGACCUGGCCAAGAAUGCAACCUAUGCCUAUAAUAGUGAACACAAGUGA
Molecule: messenger RNA, 752 nt
Organism: Haliotis rubra (blacklip abalone)
Lineage: Eukaryota; Metazoa; Mollusca; Gastropoda; Lepetellida; Haliotidae
Exons: 2
Coding region: 228-752 (174 amino acids)
Molecular function (GO): protein dimerization activity
Source: RefSeq, a predicted model, not a curated record